CUGCAACUCACUCAUUUUGCAGCACUCCCCAAAUCAGCUGUUGUGACACUUUGCCGGUUUUGCCAUUCGCUUGUCAACGUUAAUGUGUGCUUUCGCGCGGCAAUAUUGGAAAACAAAUUUGAGCAACUUGUUUAUUUUAAAAUAAAAAAGUAAAUGAAAAUGUCAAAUUCAGUCAUAAAGGAAAUCAACGGCGACUUAUUUAGCGCUGGCGCUGAAUAUUCAAUGUGCCAUUGUGUGGCCGCUGACUUGCGUAUGGGCAAAGGAAUUGCUGUUAAAUUUCGCAACAAAUUUGGUCAAAUAGCUGCAUUGCAGCAGCAAAAUGUGAAACCUGGAGGCGUGGCCAUAUUGCAGUAUCAAGGACGCUACAUUUACAAUCUGAUUACCAAACAGAGGAGCUGGGGCAAGCCGACAUAUCAAUUGCUCCACAGCUCGUUGAGCGCCAUGCGCGAGCAUAUGCUAAAGCAUAAUGUGGAGAAGUUGGCGUUGCCUCGCAUCGGUUGCGGUUUGGACGGACUUAAUUGGAUCAAUGUAAAAGACAUGCUGCGUGAGAUUUUUGAGGCUGACGCCGUUGAGCUUGUUGUGUAUAAUUAUGUGCCAGGCACUACAACAUAAUAAAGAGGCAGUAUAAUUAAUUUUAAGAGAUUUCUAUUGCGGCGGUACGUAGUUGUAAACAACAAUUUCCACCUGCUCCUUGCCAAAGACCUGCUCGAGCAAUGCGCUGACUUUGUCCCACUCCAGGCCAUCGAUGCCACAGCCAAUGCGCGGAAUGGCCAGCUUAUCAAUCUGGUUCUUAAGCUGCAAAAGAAAU
This is a messenger RNA of Drosophila sulfurigaster albostrigata, 808 nucleotides long. RefSeq names its product ADP-ribose glycohydrolase OARD1 (gene Targ3). NCBI's taxonomy places the organism in Eukaryota, Metazoa, Arthropoda, Insecta, Diptera, Drosophilidae. The transcript has 3 exons. Gene Ontology annotation, biological process: peptidyl-glutamate ADP-deribosylation. The record is from RefSeq and is a predicted model, not a curated record. The coding region runs from base 154 to 612 and encodes 152 amino acids.